Molecule: messenger RNA, 7344 nt
Organism: Astyanax mexicanus (Mexican tetra)
Lineage: Eukaryota; Metazoa; Chordata; Actinopteri; Characiformes; Acestrorhamphidae
Gene: tprb
Product: translocated promoter region b, nuclear basket protein
Exons: 50
Coding region: 32-7138 (2368 amino acids)
Biological process (GO): mRNA export from nucleus; protein import into nucleus
Cellular component (GO): nuclear pore
Molecular function (GO): structural constituent of nuclear pore
Source: RefSeq, a predicted model, not a curated record
AGCGGAAGAGCCGCGCAGCGCUGUGGUGAAGAUGGCGGCAGUGCUGCAGCAGAUACUGGAGCGAGCUGAGAUCUCUAAACUCCCCAAAGCGGUUCAGACUAAACUAGAGAAGUAUCUGUCCGACCAGCAGACUGACACAGAUGUGCUGAGAGCCCACCAUGAGCAGUUCCGCGUGGACAGCGAACAACAAUAUUUUGACUUGGAGAAGCGAUGCACCGAGAGUCAAGACAAGUUUCUGUCACUGACAAAAGACCAUCAUGCCCUCAAAGAAGAUUUUUCUAAGCUCCAGGAAGAGCUUAAAGCUCUACAAGAGAAGACAAAGGAACAUGAAUCCUUAAUUUCAAAGCUGGAAUCAGAGAAGAAUCAACUUUCCAAAGUUAAGGAUGAGCUGGAAGCAGAGAAGCGAGAGCUUGUGCGGACCCUGGAGAGGCGAUCGCAGGAGGUGGAAAGUCAGAGUGAGGACUUAAAUCGUCUUAAUGACCGUCUAGUGGAGACUAAUGCAGCGAAGAUGCAGCUGCAACUGAAGCUAGAUGAUCUGGAAUCCUCCGAAGUCUCCAUUAAGUACAAAGAGAAGCGGAUGGAGCAGGAGAAAGAACUCCUGCAAAGUCAGUUGACUUGGCUGAAUGAUGAGCUGAAAUCUAAAAGCGAUGAGCUGCUUGCGCUCUCCAGACAGAAAGGCAGCGAGAUUUUGGAGCUGAAGUGUAGUCUAAACGACAAGGAAGAUGAGGUUACCAGAUUACAGGAUCAAGUAGCCAGUCUGAAAGCCUCCCAUGAGAAUCUUCAGAAGCAGGCAGAGGACAUGAUCUGCAAACUAAAAGAGGCCAAAGAACAGCAAGCCAGUUCAGAGGAGAAAUUCAGAAAUGAGCUUAAUGCAAACAUCAAGCUGUCAAACUUAUACAAGGGGGCAGCAGCUGACGCAGAAGCUAAGAGUGAGGAGUUGAACCAGGCUGUGGAGGAGCUGCACAAGCUGCUAAAGGAGGCAGGAGAAGCACACAAAGCUCUGGAGGUGAAGAUGGCGGAGAUGGAAAGCGGGAAGCAGAAAGAAAUGACUGAGUUUAAGGAGCAAAUCAGCAGCCUUGAGAAAGAGCUAGAGAAUGCUAAUGAACUCCUGACACACACAAAGCACAGAGCUGUUAGCAGCACAUCUGCUCCCAUUCUCACAGAAGAACAGCUGACCACCAUGUCUCCCACAGCAGCAGCGGUCUCCAAGAUCAGACCAGACAUGAAGCUCACUGAGAUCUACACAGCAUAUAUCGAGUCCCAGGAGCAUCUGCAGCUUGAGAGGCUGGAGAACAAGCGUGUAAAUAAGUAUCUGGAUGACAUUGUUCAGGAGGUGGAGGCCAAAGCACCCAUCCUGAAAAGACAGAGGGAGGAGUUUGAGCGCACCCAGAAAUCUGUGGCAAACCUAUCAGCCAAGCUGGAGCAAGCUGUUCAGGAAGUACAGCGUUUGCAGAGGGAGACUGAUGAGGCCAACAAGCGAGCAUCUGUGCUAGAAAGAGACAAUCGGAGGUUUGAGACACAGUUGGCUGAUAUGGCUCAGCAGGUGCGAGUGCUGCUGUUAGAGCUUGAGGAGGCCCGCGGAAAUCAUGUGUUGCGUGACGAGGACUACCUAAGCUCAGCAGAUGUGAGCAGCACUUCAGAGGUGAUCUCCCAACACCUGGUAACCUUCCGCAGUGUGGAGGAGCUGCAGUCCCAGAACCAGCGUCUACUGGUGGCCCUCCGAGAGCUAAGUGAAGCACAGGAAAAGGAGGAAAUGGAGUCUGACAGCAGCAAACGCAGUGAGUUGCAGAAGAGCCUGGAGAAAGCCCAGGCUGAACUAGAACAGCUGAGAGAGCAGCGUGCUCACCAGAUGCAGCUAGCAGAGUCCAUUGUGCGUCAGCGAGACAUGUACCGUGUCCUUUUAGCUCAGGCCACAGGGGUCAGCUUUCCUCAACAAGGAACCACUCCAGAGGAGUUCUCCCUCACCUCCACCCCCCGACGAUCCCCUGCGGUCACACCCACCACUGCCACACCCACUGGACUGGUCGCCACAUCAAUGGAGUCUACAGAGACUGUGGAGGCCAAGGCUGCCCUGAAGCAGCUGCAAGAAGUUUUUGGGGCCUAUAAGAGGGAAAAGGCUGAGAGUGGAAAGGUUCUGGGUGAGCAGUGUGAGAAGCUACAAGACCAAGUGUCAGAGCUACGAUCUCAGAAUUCCAAGAUCUCCACUCAGCUGGAGUUUGCCUCCAAACGGUAUGAGAUGCUGCAGGAUAAUGUGGAGGGUUAUCGCAAGGAGAUUGCCUCUCUCAGGGAGAAGACCCAAAAACAGGCCACAGACGUCCAGAAGAGUGAACAGACCAUCCACACCCUCACUCAAGACCUACGUGCAGCUAAUGAGAAGCUUACCAUGGCUGAAUCUCGAGUGGAGAGUCUGCGGAAGGAGAAGGAUAUGCUGAAGAUGGUGGAGUCCAGACUGUCCCAGGAAAAAGAAUCUAUUCUUUCACAGCAGCGCAGCCAGAACCUCCUGCUCACCAACCUCAAAUCAAUUCAGGCCACUCUUGAACGCUCAGAGACGGAGACUAGGCAGCGACUGACUGCGCAGGUGGAUAAGCAGGAGCGAGAGAUCAGCCAGCUGCAGAAGAGACUGGAGCAUGAGGUGGAACAGAGGCAUCUGCUGGGGCGCAACCAGGAUAUGCAGCUCCUGGAUGCAAAGAAGCAGCUUGAAUCACAGACUGCACUAUACCAGAGGACCAAAGAGCAGCUGAACGCUGCCCAGCAGGAGCUCAACACCCUGCAGCAGCAGCUGAGCAGCGGAGACCAUCAUCGAGCCUCCCCCACUGCGCAUACGAGUCAUACAGGAUUGCAGGGUUCUAACUCUGAUGUGGACGAAUUGCGUGGCCGUUUGAAGCAGACUGAGAGCAAAGCUGAGGAUCUGGCUGAGAGAGUCAAGAGCACCACUGCCUCAGUAGAACAGUACAGGGCCAUGUGUCUGAGCCUGGAGGAGGCCCUGGAGAAAGAAAAACAGGUCACUGAACAAGUAAGGUCUUCAGUCGAGAGCCAGGUGAUGGAAGCUCAGGAGCAGCAUCGACAGCUGGAAAAGAAGCUUUUAGAAGUUGAGAAGGAGAAACAAGAGAUUCAGGAGGAAAAACAGAAAGCUGUGACAGCCAUUGAGCAACAGGUGAGUGAGCUGCGAAAGAGUCUGAACAGUUUGCAGGCUGAGCAUCAGGAUACCCUGCAGAAGGUGGCACUGGCAGCAUCUCAGGAGCAGCAGGCCCUGCUGGAUAGUCAGGAGCAGGCACGACUGGCUGCUGAGGCCCAGGACAAGUAUGAGCGGGAGAUGAUUCUGCAUGCUGCUGAUGUGGAGGCUCUGCAGGCAGCCAAAGCUCAGGCCCUGAAAGCCUCUCAGCUCCGUCAGCAACUAGAGGAGAGCGCCCAGAGAGCCAGUGCACAGCUGCUGGAGGCCCGCGUGUCCUGGGAGGAACAAGAGAAGAUCCUCAAGGAAGAGCAAGGUAAGGUGGAGGCACGCUGUGUAGACUUGCAGAAGCAGAAUGAGCUCCUUCAUGAGCAGAUUCAGAGCAUGAGCAGUAAGAUGGCCACACAGCUACAGCAGGCAGCCAGCGAGAGCUCCCUGAACAUUUCCUUGACUGAGGAGGACAAGUCUCAGGAGCAGCUCCUUGAGAUCCUCAGGUUUGUGCGCCGGGAGAAGGAGAUAGCAGAGUCACGUUUUGAGGUGGCUCAGGGCGAGACUCUAAGGCACAAACUGCGAGUGGAACACCUAGAGCGGGAGUUGAAGGAGGUACAGCAGUCCCUCUGUGCAGAGCGGGAGAGAAUGCAGGUGACUUCUAAGACCUUGGCCCAACACGAUGAACUGAUGAAGAAGACUGAGACCAUGAAUGUGCUGGUGGAGACCAACAAGAUGUUACGAGAGGAGAAGGAGAAAAUGGAGCAAGAGCUCCAGCAAGCUCAAGCCAAGAUAACCAAGCUGGAGUCAGACAUCUUGCCCAUGCAGGAAUCUAACUCUGAGCUGAGUGAGAAGAGUGGGAUGCUUCAAGCUGAGAAAAAACUUCUAGAAGAGGACAUCAAGCGCUGGAAGGCCCGCACUCAACACCUGGUGAGCCAGCAGAAGGACACAGACCCUGAAGAGUACAAACGUCUGCACUCUGAAAAAGAGGCGCAUCUCAAACGCAUACAGCAGCUCACAGAGGACACCAGUCGGCUUAAGGCAGAGGCUGCCAGGAGUAGCGGAUCGGUUACUACGUUGCAGUCUCAGGUUCAGACCUUGCGUGAGAGCCUUGGCAAGGUGACUGUGGAAAGAGACAGCCUGAAGAAAGACAUUGAUGCCAAGGCUCUUGAUCUUCAAGAGAAGGUCAAGACGAUCACACAAGUCAAGAAGAUUGGUCGUCGAUACAAAACCCAGUAUGAAGAGCUCAAAGUUCAGCAUGACCAGAUGGUGGCAGAAGCGGCCUCCACUCCAGCUCAAGACCAGGAGGCUCAGCAGGCCUCUGCACAGGAGCUGCAGAGCCUGCGAGAGUCUCUGAGCCAGUCAGAAACCAAGACCAGAGAACUGGAGGCCCAAUUAGAAACCCUCAACAGAACGGUAGGGGAGCGUGAGGUAGAGUCACGCAGCGCACAGGAACAGGCCACUCGCCUCCAGGGGGAGCUGGCACGCAUGCGCCAGGAGCUCCAAGACAAAUCGUCUCAGGAGGAGCAGCUCCGACAGCAGCUGGCGGAUAAAGAAGAGAGAACCAGGAAGGCUUUGAUGUUGGCCAAACAGAAAAUCAAACAGGCAACUGAUGGAAAGGAUCAGUUAAAACGUGAGAACGACGAACUGAAACAGCAGCAUGAUGAGCUAAGGCAGCAGCGUGAGGAACUGGAGGUACGGGUGAAUGCUCUCCGAUCCCAGUAUGAGGGUCGGCUGAGCCGCCAGGAGAAGGAGCUACGGGACCUACGAGAGCAGCAGGAGCGGCAUGGAGAGCAGAGAGAUGAGCCUCAAGAGCAGGGAACUAGCAAGACUCAGGAACAGCAGAGGACAACCGAACAAAGACAGAUCUCUCUAAAAACCACACCAGCCACUGAGAGGGGAGGUGCAAGUACCUCUGAGCCUCCCACAGCCAAUAUAAAGCCCACUCCACUGGUGGCAACCCCCAGCAAGCAACCAGCCACUGCUGGGAACAAGCCCACUCCGAGAGCAAGUAUUAAGCCAAUGAUCACCCCUGCCCCAGUACCCAUUCCAACUCCUACUGCCACGGUCAUGCCCACCACCCAGCUGGAGACCCAGGAAACCCUGCAGUCUUCCGAUGCUCCAAUGUAUGGCAAUGCAAGUGGCUUGGUGCGCUCCACCAGUCCAAAUGUGCAGACCACACUUGCCCAGUCCAUGCUCAGUGUCCAGCAAAGCCAGACCACUGCCUUCGUCACCCCUACACAACAACAGAGCCUGCCCCCUGCUGAACCAGCCAAUCAGGAGCCUGCUACUGCAGCUGCUGUGAUGAUGGAGGCUGCACCCAGCACCUCACAGAUGGAAAGACCUACGUCUACAGCUGUGUUUGGAACAGUGUCUGCCACCACCAGCAGCACUUCAAGCAAACGCACUCGAGAGGAGGAGCUGGAGAGUAUGCCUACAGACACAGACCCUCAGGAGGAGCCCACCGAGCCCCCCAUAUCCAAGAAGCUCCGCAUUCAGAGAGUUGGAUUAGAGGAGGAUAUGCUUGCUGAGGACAGCACUGAAGCUGAGAGUGUUGUGCCAGGAGAAAGUCAAGAAGCCCCUGAUGCCAGUGAAGAGCUGGAGCUGAACUUCCCCAUCCUGGAGAGGAGCAGUGAAGAAUUUGGAGUGUCUCAAGAAUUUUUCCUGCCUCAGGAGCCUGAGGCGUCGCACUCGCAGAGCCAGGACGAGCCUGAUGAGCCAGUCAUUGUCAUUGUUAGUGACUCAGAAAGUGAGGAGGAGCAAGAGGAAGAGACUGAUGAUGAGGAGCAGGAUUACCAAGAGGAAGAGGAGGAGGAGGAAGAAGAAGAGGAGGAGGAGGAUGAUGAGGAGGAUGAUGGUGGAAUUGGAGAGGAAGAGGAGGAGAGCAACGAGGGGAGUGGCAGUGGAGAUCCUAAUGAAGCAUAUGAAGAAGAUACAGAGGGUCCUGACGCCACAGAUCCAGGUACUGAGACAGAGGAAAGUCUUGGCCCGCUGGAGUCGCAGGCCUUUAACAUGGCAGACGGCCUAUCUCAGACCUUCUGCAGUGACCAACCAAUCAGCAGCUCUGUUCCACGCCCUCCUCCAUCGCCACGGAGACCACAACACACGUUUCCUCAAGUUAACAUCCUCGCUCCGCCCACACAGGAGCUAGGUCCUCCAGCGCAAGCCCAGCGCAUCCCUGUUCGGCGGCAGGCAGCUGCAAGAGCUCCUCAGCUGUCUUCUGGAGCAGCCACUAGUGCACAACUGCAGCAGCACUUCUAUGAGGAGGAAGACCGCAUGGUCCCCAGCACCCCCACUCUGAUUGGACCUCAUCGGUCAGACUGCUUCUCAGAGGCCAUCAAUUCUCCACAGGUAGCAGGUGUGCCACGUUUUGGGUUGAGCCUUCCAGACGAUGUCCCACAGUCCUCUCACUCAGAGCUAGGCCACCUGGCCUCUCAAGGAGGGCUUGGUCUGUAUGACAGCCCCCUGUUCCUGCCUGUUCAUGAGGAGGAGUCAGGGGGACGCAGUGUCCCCACCACACCUCUCCAGGUGUCCGCUCCUGUGUUCCUGGUUUCCUCCUCUCUACUAUCAGGAACUUCGUUUUCGGAGACACUACCCUCAGAAGUAACAGAGCUCGCCUCCCAGUCUGUACCCAUGGUCAGCACAUCCACUCCAGGCCUGACCGCUUCAGCCGGCCCAAGUGCUGUGGAGGAAGGAGAGGACCUCCUUUUGGAGGCAGGAGAGGAUGGGAGCAGUGCUGAGGCUGCUAUGGAGCCUGCAUCUCAGACCGAGGCUGAGGAGCCGGCCCAGCCUUCGGACGAGGCUAGCCUUCCAUCCACCAGCCAAGAGCCCUCUUCCAGCUCUGCAGACACAAGCAGCAGUCAACCACCCAAAGCCAGAACCGGAUCCGGCAGACUGUGGACCCGAGCACGGCCCUCCAGAAGCUUCGUUAAGAGAGAUGGAUUAGGGGCUAUGGGAGUGCGAGGGCGCUUUGCCAGAUAAAGCAAAUUCCAGACACAGUGCUUUCAUUCUGUCCUCUACUGCAACACAACCUGGAUGAUUUAAUCUACAUAAUUCUAAUGCUUCUUCAUCUGUUUGAUUAUGGCAGUGUUUCCAUUUAAUGCGUUGAAUGUACAUGGAUCUCCAAAAGCAUUGCGUUGACUUUUUUAUGUGAAUACAAUAAAGACUUCUUUUGGUAGAAAAACUGA